AUGAUUAAAAUUUUAAGAAGUCUUCGCUAAAUAAAUCAUAAAUAAUCCUAUGGCUUAUUUGGAUGGUUCAAUAAAAAGGAGGAAAAGGUCGAUGAUUCAGCCUAUGAUCCUGCCACUUGGAAACAACUACAACCAGCAUUUAAUAAAGUGAAAGAGGAAAAUUAAAAUAAACCUAAACUCUUGCCUAUCAAAAAGAAAUAAUACUCUGAUAAAUUAACUGUUGUUAUGGAAUUAGACGAAGUCUUGGUAUAUUCAUUUGUUCCAGACCCAAAAGAUAUGUUCAUGAAUGCACCCUUGAGACAAUAUGAUUUUUACAUUGAUCUGCCAGAAUUCGAUAAUUUUGUUCAUGUGUAUAAGAGAGAAUAGUUGGAUGAAUUUUUAGAGUACUUCCUCAAUCACACUGAACCAGUUAUUUGGUCUAGGGGUUAAAGGAUUUAUGUUGAGAGAGUCUUAGAAAAACUGUGUCCAUAAUUUCCUAAAGAUCACAUCUUCUGUCAGGAAUAAUGCAAUCUAGUUGAGGAAGAUGAUUUAGAAGAUUAUUUUAAAGAUCUCGACCUUCUAGGCAGAGAUAGAAAGAAAGUAGUCUAUGUUGAUUCCAAACCAUUAAGCUUCUGGACUACAGGAGAUAAUUCAAUUCCUGUUAGAAUGUUUUUGGCAGAUAACACAGAUACGAAAGAUGACUUAUAAAGAUUGAUGAACAUACUUGAGAGAUUGAAGUAGGAAAAUGAUGUGAGAGACUACUUGAAGAAAAUCUAUAAAGUUGAAGAAACACUUAGAGAAACUAAAUUUAUUGAGUGAUAAUAUGAUUUCUAAUAAACCAAUCAUUUAAAUUUAUCCUUA
Messenger RNA from Paramecium tetraurelia, 840 nucleotides. RefSeq lists its product as uncharacterized. Gene Ontology annotation, molecular function: phosphoprotein phosphatase activity. The transcript has 2 exons. The record is from RefSeq and is a predicted model, not a curated record. Lineage: Eukaryota; Ciliophora; Oligohymenophorea; Peniculida; Parameciidae.